This is a messenger RNA of Brassica napus (rape), 4230 nucleotides long. Its product is annotated as serine-rich 25 kDa antigen protein-like. The transcript is spliced from 2 exons. Gene Ontology annotation, biological process: lipid storage; sexual reproduction. Gene Ontology annotation, cellular component: membrane; extracellular region; monolayer-surrounded lipid storage body. The coding region runs from base 83 to 1120 and encodes 345 amino acids. NCBI's taxonomy places the organism in Eukaryota, Viridiplantae, Streptophyta, Magnoliopsida, Brassicales, Brassicaceae. The record is from RefSeq and is a predicted model, not a curated record.
UCCUGGCCAUCACCAAAACACAUCAAAACAAAUAAAUAGUACCCAUUCAAACCAAAUUUCAGAUUUAAUUCUAUAUCCAAAAAUGCUCUCUUCUCUCAUCCAAAUUUUUCAGGUUUUCCAAGUUACUAGUGCUGUCGUUGUAACAGCAGUCUUGUUCGCUUUGGCGGGCAUAACCCUAGCCGGCUCAGUCGUGGGAUUAAUCGUAGCCACACCUCUUUUCGUAAUAUUCAGUCCGGUUCUCGUACCAGCAACUAUAGCUUCCACUCUCUUAGCCACCAAUCUCUCGGCCGGUGCAUUAUUUGGAGUGACGGCGGCUGCUCUUAUAGUCUGGCUCCUUAAGCAUAGAAUGGGAGUACACCCGAAGAAUAAUCCACCUCCAGCAGGAGCUCCACCCACAGAAGCAGCUAAACCGACAGAUAAACCAGCUGAAGGAGCAACAGAUAAACCAAAAGAUAAUCCGACUGGAGGAGCAGCCGAUAACCCAGGAGGUAAAUCGGAUGGAGGAGAAACAGAUAAGCCAGAAAGUAAACCAGCUGGAGGACCAGUAAAUAAACCAAAAGAUAAACCCGCUGGAGGACCGACGGAUAAGCCAGGAAGUAAGCCAGCAGAUAAACCCGCUGGAGGACCAACAGAUAAGCCAGAAAAUAAACCGGCUGAAGAGGCAUCAAAUAAACCAAAAGAUAAACCCGCUGGUGAACCAACAGAUAAGCCAGAAAGUAAACCAUCUAGAGAGGCAUCAAAUAAACGAAAAGAUAAACCCGCUGGAGGACCAACAGAUAAGCGAGAAAGUAAACCGGCUGGAGAGGCAUCAAAUAAACCAAAAGAUAAACCUGCUGGUGGACCAACAACUAAGCCAGAAAGUAAACCAGCUGGAGAGGUAUCAAAUAAACCAAAAGAUAAACCCGUUGGUGGACCAACAGAUAAGCCAGGAAAUAAACCAGCUGGAGGACCAGCAGAUAAACCAAAAGAUAACCCUGCUGGAGGACCAACAGAUAAACCAGCAGAUAAACCGACCGGAGGGACUGAAAAUAAACCGGCUGAAGAGGCAGCAAACAAACCGAUUGGAAAACCAAAAAAUAAACCGGCCGGAGAGAAUAAACCACCGGCAUGGUAUAGCUGAAUGGAGUAGUUUGAAAUUAAAGUAUUGGGUUCCAUAAAUUAUUCCUAAUUUAUCCUACACUACAUGUUUCAUAAUCAUUUCUAUGAAUGUACGACUUGUUACAAAGAAAUGAUAAACAGUGUACAUAAUUUUCUUUGUAAAUUUAUUAAAUUGAUGUGGAUAUCAUUAUAACUGACGUUAAAGUAUAUCGACCAAUGCGAUAACCAAAUCAUCGGUAUAUACCUAAGACUUCCUUUUUAAAAAUGAAUCUGAUACUAAUUUAAUGUACGACUUCCAAUAACCAAUCUUCUUGCAUUUUUCAUUGCCAUUUAUCUUGAACGCCUCUCUUUCUAGUAUGAGACAUUAACAUUGCGCUCUUGUCACAAUGAAACCAUGGAAAAAUUCGGCUCUUUAACCACGAAUGUGGCAACACAGCUGGUUUAAGCGCAAGCGUUGGUGCUGUUACACAGUAACGGACCCACGUUAAGAGAUGGGGUGUCACAUGACACCCCUUAAAUCUGAAUAAAUAUGUGUUUUGUAUGAAUGAACAAUGGAAUUCAUCUAGCUCUGCUGGUAAAAUACUCUUAGUGACACCUCUAAACCCAGGUUCAAACCCCACUAUUCGCCACUGAUGUUGCAUUCCUGAAUUUGAUCCACCGUGAAAGGGAUGCUGUACGCCAUAAAUGGUAUUAGCACCGGUCGGAUUUCGGGUCUGGAGAGAUUAUUUAGGCGGAAGGUCCAAACGUUUCCUGGUUAGAGAUGGCAAUUCAGGGGCAUGCCCGCAGGCCUGGCCCGGAAAUGCCCAUUGCGGGGCGGGAUUGGGUAAAGAUAUUGUGGCCCGUUUAGUUGCGAGUCUCGCGGGACAGGACCGCGAUGGUACUGGGCCGAAGCGGGACGGGCCCAAAGCGGGAUGCGGGAAAACAUUGAGGCCCGCUACACUUUUCUCGUUUGUCUCUUUGGUGAUUAGCCGAGAUAACAGAGAUAAACGGUGAACAGGUGAUGACGAUAGCGAUUCUUGCUCUCUUUGUUUCUUCUUCUUCGAUCGAGUGAUCGACAACGACAGAGCAUCUUCUUCUUCUCCUCUAUACAGUAGAUCGACUUGCAUGUCCUGAGGUAUGUAGCUCGUGCCUCUCUGUUUACACGAUUUUAGAUUUCUGUUCGUCCUUUCAAAGGUAAGUAAUCUUCUUCAUAGGUAUUUAGCUCGUCCCUUCAUAAUGAAGGUAAGUAAUCUUCUUCCUUGUUCUGUCUCUCUCCCUGCGAAUGUGUUCUGUGAAUCUUCUUAGUUGGAUUAUGUCUCUCUGCGAAAGUAUUUUUUCCUAACAGUGUAAUGAUAUAUAUAUAUAUAUAUUGUGUUGUUCUGUUUUGUUUAUGUAUUAGAUGGCUUGGUUGUAUAAGCGUUGUUCUCUUUUUGUUCUGCUUACUCUCGGUUGCUAGUUAUUAAUUAAAAAAUUCAACACAACUUUACUCUUGGUUGUUUCUGUAUUGUUCUGUUUUUGUUUCGGUAUUGAUAUAUAUUGUGUCGUUCUUCUUUUGUUUCUGUAUUAGAUGGCUUUGUUGUUUCUUAAGUAUUGUUCUGUUUUGAUUCUUGUUGAUAACACGGUUCAAGCACUCUUGUUAUCUUGUUUGAUAACAGACUGCUCUUCUUUUUUAUUAAAUAUCGCUUACACUUGUUUUAUUUUUCAUGCAUGAUCAUGAAUUCAUGAGUCGAUACUUGUUUGAUGGAGUGAUGUUGUAGAAGCAGAGGGAGACUGACAUUAUUCCCUUCUGCCUUCUGGUUGCUUCAGGACUUGAGGUAAGACUUUGUUCCAACGUUUAAUAGGUAGUAAUGUGGUUUGAAUUCCCUUUAGUAACCAAUGCUUGAUUGCUUGUAACAAACGUGUAAUGCUUGUAGCUUGAUGAUUUUCACCAACUUGAUAAUAUAUCACUAAUGCUUAACUCUUCUUCUUACAGGUGACACUAUCUAUUUUGAUUAAUAUAUGCUGAAUUAUAAGUCCUUAUAACAAACGUAACCUAUGUUUAUAACUUGAUGGUUCUGAAAAACUUGAUAAUGUAAAAAAUUGACUGUUGGGGAUAGAUUUACGUUUUCCCGGUCUUAACUCUCGUCCCUCUUUCUUGCAGGUUACAUGUCCCAAGCCUUGAUGAAGAUUGCUGGCCCGCGGGCCGACCCGCAUACCCGCUGCUAUAGGGCUGGUCGGGAUUGGUCAUAGGUUUUAGAGACCGCAGCCCGCCGCGGUACGACCCGCAGAGACUCGAAUGAAACUGAAACCCGCGACGGGGCGGGUCAUUUGGUUGCGGGAGAGCCCAAAUGCCACCACUAUUCCUGGUUAUCAAAAAAAGAAAAAAAAAACUUCGGCUCUUGCCACCGAAACUGAAGCGUAUUUAUGGGCCGCAAUUUUACGCUUGCGUUUGAACCUUAUAACUUAUAAGAGAGAUGUUUAUUUCGGAUUGCAACGACUUGGUGACCAAACCUCUUUGGAGAUUUUCAGGAUCUUUUAAAAGCGCCAUUAGGGAAAGUAUUUUAUAUAGCCUUUCAUAAUUAAGAGAAAAAGAUAGAGAGAGAUAAUGAGAAGGAAAGAGAAAAAAUGAAAAGCGUAUUUCAUAUGAGAGAUUGUCAACAAAAGUUGAGCGACUUUUAUGAUAUUUGUUCAAAGAAUAGUCUAAUAACCUUUCUUCUUUAAAUUUUAAUUAUGUUAUAUAUCAAUAAUACUAAAAUAAUGGUUAGAGAAUAGAGACUCUUGGGAGAAACUCCUCCACUAAUGACGACGUUCUAAAGAAUCAUUGUCUAAGAGUGUGAAAUAUUUCAUGAGGAAUUUGAUAUAUUCAUCUAAUUCUAUUCGGUUGUUAGUAGUAGCAGAGAACCCGAGAAAAUCCGUUGCUAUGCACAAUUCUUUUAUGAGCAUGUUUAUUGCAGUUCUCUUAGGUUGGAGUUCUUAGCGUUAUAUAAGAUACGGUCUCUUAGCCUUUAACUAAAAAAACUAAGAAACGUCUCUUAUAUAUCUUAUUUAAGAAAAGUCUCUUAACUUUUUUAGUUAAAAAAUAAGAAAAUGUAUCUUAUAUUAUUCUAAAAAUCCAAACCUAAGAAACUUGCAAUAAACAUGCUCUAAUCACUCUAAAAAUCCGCUUUACAACCC